AUUGAAUCUGUCAAUCCAGCAGAGGAACUUCCGGUGUUUUGGGGCGGAGUAAAGAAUGGCGGAGAACGGAGGGGAGCAGCAGCUGCAACAGCAGGCCAUGGAGAUUGACAGGCGAGUGGAAUCUGAAGAGUCUGGGGAUGAAGAAGGACGGAAGAAAGGAACUAUUGAUGAGAUGUCUCAGAAUAUAAGAUUGAGGGGAACUGGAGGAAACGCAUCAGGAGAGCCAGACACUCCAGUUGAUAUUGACACCAUCAUUUUAGAUUCUGAAGCAGAAGAUGUCGAUCUCAACCACUGCAGAAUUGGGAAAAUAGAAGGAUUUGAUGUACUGAAGAAAGUGAAGGUGCUGUGUCUUCGUCAGAACCUUAUCAAGACCAUUGAGAACCUUGAGCAUCUGAUAACACUCCGAGAGUUAGAUCUGUAUGACAACCAGGUCAAUCAAUUAGAAAAUCUCCAGACAUUGAAGGACCUUGAGAUUUUGGAUCUCUCUUUUAAUAUUGUGCGGAAAAUUGAGGCUCUUGAGUCACUCACCAAGCUAAAGAAGCUGUUCCUUGUGAACAACAAAAUCACAAAAAUCGAAAAUGUUGGUCACCUGGAUCAGCUGGAGAUGUUGGAGCUCGGCUCAAAUCGCAUCCGGGUUAUAGAAAAUAUUGAAAAUUUGAAGAAACUCGGCAGUUUGUUUUUGGGUAAAAACAAAAUCACCAAAUUGCAGAACUUGGAUGGGCUGACGAAUCUCACUGUCCUCAGUAUACAGAGUAAUCGGCUGACAAAGAUAGAAGGGAUGCAAAGCUUGGUCAAUCUGCAGGAGCUUUACCUGAGUCACAAUGGCAUCGAGGUGAUUGAAGGUUUGGAGAACAAUAAAAAGUUAACAACAUUGGAUAUAGCAACCAAUAGGAUCAAGAAGAUUGAAAAUAUCAGUCACCUGACAGAACUUCAGGAAUUUUGGAUGAAUGAUAAUUUAAUCGAGCACUGGAGUGACCUUGAUGAGCUAAAGAAUGCCAAAGAUCUACAGACGGUGUAUCUUGAGGGUAACCCGCUGCAAAAGGACCCACAUUAUCGGCGGAAAGUAAUCUUGUCCCUCCCCUCUGUGCGACAGAUCGACGCAACCUUUAUCCGAUUCUGAAUGGGGAGCAGCUCCUCCAUCACUGACUCAUUUGGAGGAAGCUCCAUGUGUUUUACUUGACUGAGGCUCUUAAAGUAUUUGAUAAAAGCACUAAAUUAUAGCUAAAUAACCCGAUGCAUGAUUUUGUUAUUGACUCCUGUCUGAUGAACAUGCUCCUGUGUUUUGGUUGGUUCAUCUUGUAUGCUGCAACCUUGCACAGUUUCUAAGGUGACCCAGAACUUGAUCCUUCGCUUGUGAGGAGAAAAUGAGUCUAUGUUGGUUUUCUUUUUGUAAGGAAUGAACAUUAAAAGCACUGAAAUGCAUGGACUUUA
Molecule: messenger RNA, 1431 nt
Organism: Carcharodon carcharias (great white shark)
Lineage: Eukaryota; Metazoa; Chordata; Chondrichthyes; Lamniformes; Lamnidae
Gene: ppp1r7
Product: protein phosphatase 1, regulatory (inhibitor) subunit 7
Exons: 10
Coding region: 56-1120 (354 amino acids)
Molecular function (GO): protein binding
Source: RefSeq, a predicted model, not a curated record